GCCUGCCCGCCCGCCUGCCUGCCUGCCCGCCUGCCUGCCUGCCUGCUUGCUUGCUUGAUUUCUGCACUGCACAUUCCAGUGUCUAGUGUCCAGUGUCCAUCCACAGCGCUGAGUGCACACCUAUACUAACCCGGCUGCGGUGUGAGGCCCAUGAGACCCACUAACUGCUGUAUGCUACUGACAUGCAUUGGCGCUGGGCUUUGCUGGGCUGGGCUCAGUGGGCUCAGUGGGCUGGGGUGCGAUGAGAUGGGGGGUAAAUACGGUACUAGUACUAGUAGGAGUGGUGGACACUGGAGCGAAAGAGGAGUGAGAUGUAGCCACGAGUAUCAAUAUAGGUACCGUACAUACGCUGAGAUGGCCUGCUGGACUGGUGACUGGGGAGUCGGGACUGUGGAUAUGGCGCAGCUAGAGCAGGUAGAUACAGGUACAGCUUACGGAAGGAAGGAAGGAAGGAAGUAUCUAUGGAAGGAAGUAUCUACAUAAGGAAGGGAAGGAACGGAAAGGAAAGGCCUUGAAGGCUGUGUGUAUUUGCAUAUAUAUACCCAAG
Messenger RNA from Tricharina praecox, 547 nucleotides. RefSeq lists its product as uncharacterized. NCBI's taxonomy places the organism in Eukaryota, Fungi, Ascomycota, Pezizomycetes, Pezizales, Pyronemataceae. Bases 151 to 483 code for a protein of 110 amino acids. The record is from RefSeq and is a predicted model, not a curated record. The transcript has a single exon.